Enhydra lutris kenyoni (northern sea otter) is the source of this 690-nucleotide messenger RNA. RefSeq names its product clarin 3. The record is from RefSeq and is a predicted model, not a curated record. NCBI's taxonomy places the organism in Eukaryota, Metazoa, Chordata, Mammalia, Carnivora, Mustelidae. The coding region runs from base 1 to 690 and encodes 229 amino acids. The transcript is spliced from 3 exons.
AUGCCUACAGCAAAGAAGACCCUGACGUUCUUAUCGAGCUUUCUCACAAGCUUUGGGGCGUUCAUCGUAGUCUGCGCUAUGCUUGGGACCCAAGAAUGGGUCAGCAGCAGAAUCGCCGUCAGCGACUCAUCUUCAAACGGUAGUCUCAUUAUCGUCUACGGACUCUUUCGUGGGAACGGUCAUCAGGAAUUCAGUCAUGGACUUGAGGAGUCAAAGAAGGGCUUUGGAGUUCUAGAGAAAUUGAACAGUUCUUCCCAAAGAACGCUGCAUUUGGUGGUUAUCCUGGUCCUGGUCCUCAGCCUGUGCACGUUGCUCUUCAGCUCUGGGCUCACCUUCUACAACAGCAUCAGCAACCCCUAUCAGACGUUCUUGGGGCCCGUGGGCGUGUACACCGGGAGUGGACUUGGUGCUUUCUUCGUUUUCGUGGCCAUGAUACUGUUCGUGGGGAACACGCAAUCCAACCAUCUCUCGGAAGACCUGGCCCAGACGCUGUACCCGUUGUACCCCGCGGCCGCCUACGGGGGAACGACCCACAGCUACGGGUACUCGUUCUGGCUCACGCUGCUCGUCCUUCUUCUAAGUACUGUCUCCACGGUCAUCGUCAUUUUCUACCAGAAGGCCAGAUACCAGCGAAAGCAGGAGCAGAGAAAGCCCAUGGAAUGUGCUCCAAGAGAUGGAAUUUUAUUCUGA